This is a messenger RNA of Caenorhabditis sp. 36 PRJEB53466, 986 nucleotides long. The record is from the annotation of a GenBank genome assembly. Lineage: Eukaryota; Metazoa; Nematoda; Chromadorea; Rhabditida; Rhabditidae.
AUGAGCCAUGCACCAAAUUCAACAGAAGAGAUUGUGCGAGACUAUUUGGCGGCGAGAUCAAUGGUAACCACUCUGAAGGCCUACGAUCAGGAGUGUUCUCUGGCAAAAGACGCAAAUUAUCAGGUGAAUCAGAGUAAAAUUUACAUUUUUCAGUCGUAAUCGAAGCGCAGUUCUUCUCAAUCAAUUAUUCUCUUCGACAGGUAGAUCGUUGCAUCGAUGAAAUGACGGAAGCGAUCGAUAAACACGACGUCGACACACUGUGCGCAAUGUGGGAGUCGUGGAACGCCCGUGUAUUCCACAGUCUUGAUGCGGUUCGUGUCUUCUUGAUUUUCAAUUGUCAUCAAAUGUAUGUUUUAGGAAGGAAUGAAGCAAGCUCAGGGCUAUGAGGCAAGCGCCUACCGGUUAUUCCUUGUCCGGUGCGUUCAAAGAAAAAAUAUAGCCAAAUGCAACGAAUUCUUUCGGAAAAUGUCGUCGUUAACAUUAAACAACCCUCAAUGGACAGACUGGUUUGGUGAGCUUUCAAGAUCUUUGUUCAAGCACAACCAGUUAAUUUGAUUUCCAGCAUUUCCGUACAAUCAUCAUGCAAGAGACACGGAGCCGUUCCGAAAAUACUUUGACAAGACGUGGAUUGAGAUCUACUACGUGUCACUGCACAAUUUCUUGUCCACAAGUAUUGCAAAUGUUUCUCCAAGUGCAAUAGGAACGAUAGUCGAAGGAAUUGCGAGAGAUCCAAUUGGGGUAUACAUAUCUAGCAAAAUUAAAAAAAGACGGAAUGUUCGAUUGCAGACUGAUCACGUUGAUUUCGAUGAAGAUUUGAUUGAUGACUUUGCCGUAAUAGCACAGUGAGUGUUCAGAACAGCUGAAAGCCAUACAUUUACACUUGCAGAUGCUCAAUCCCUGUCAAACGUGGUUAUUCGAAACCUUCUCUGCGUACUCUUCUGAAAUCUCUCACAAGUUCCAAGAAGCCUUCCACUUCGACCGACUGA